Molecule: messenger RNA, 1584 nt
Organism: Cucurbitaria berberidis CBS 394.84
Lineage: Eukaryota; Fungi; Ascomycota; Dothideomycetes; Pleosporales; Cucurbitariaceae
Product: polysaccharide lyase family 4 protein
Exons: 4
Coding region: 1-1584 (527 amino acids)
Biological process (GO): pectin catabolic process
Molecular function (GO): carbohydrate binding; carbon-oxygen lyase activity, acting on polysaccharides
Source: RefSeq, a predicted model, not a curated record
AUGCGCUCCAUCGCAAACACCGCUGUUGCCCUGGCUCUCGGCCAGGUCGCGAAUGCAGCUUUCGGCUUCACGACGACCAGCACGGGUUUCAGCGUCGAUACAGAUGGCGGAUUAGUAUUUCAGAUUAACAAGGCCAACGGCGACCUCACAAGCCUCAAGUACAACGGUGUCGAGUAUCAGGGUACUGGCAAAGCUUCGAGCAUCAACUCCGGCCUCGGGGCCUCCACGGUCACUGCUGAGAAUAUUGAUGGGCACGUCAAAAUCACAGUCAAGUCCAAUGGUCUACCUGUUACGCACUAUUACGUGGCUAAGAAAGGCGAUGCAACCGUCUACCUGGCAACGAAGAAUCAGGGCUCAGUCGAUCCAGGCGAGCUUCGCUUCCUCGCUAGGCUCAAAACUUCAGAGCUUCCAACCGGCGUACAUGGUGAUGUUGGUGACAAUCGAGGUUGUACCGCGUUUGAGGGCAAGGAUACGUUCAAGUGCGCGAAUGGUCAUACCUCAUGCAAGAUGUACACCUCGGAUCGCUUCAUUGAAGACAAGGUGCAUUGCGUAUCUGGCUCGAAAGCUCAAGUCUGCAUGGUCAUGCCCGGUGUUGCUUAUGAGACCUCAGCCGGCGGUCCUUUCAUGCGCGACAUCAACAGCCAAACCACUAGCGGCGAUCAGGAGCUCUAUUGGUAUAUGAAUAGUGGGCACGUCCGAACUGAAGACUGGCGCAGUGGCCUUAACGGGCCGUAUGCUAUGACCUUCACAGCAGCCGGUACAAAGCCCUCGGAGAACCUGGAUACUAGCUUCUUUGGCUCUCUCAAGAUUGACGGUUAUGUAGGUGAGAGUGGCCGAGGAUCUGUUACUGGCAAGGCGACUGGUGUCCCGAGUACCUUUGAAGCAGUCGUACAUUGGUCAAACAAGGAUGCUCAGUACUGGACAAAGGCGCAAGGCGGUAACUACAAGAGCCCGUUGAUGAAGCCUGGCAGCUACACAGUGAAGUUGUACAAGGGCGAGUUCCUCGUCUCUACCGACACAGUGACCGUCACCGCUGGGCAAACCACUACAAAGGACAUUGCAUCGAAAGAAUCGGCUCCGGCUGUCGUCUGGCGUAUUGGUGAGUUCGACGGCCAACCAUUCGAGUUGAAGAACGGCGACAAGAUCACAAGAAUGCAUCCUUCCGAUUCCCGCAUGAGCUCUUGGAGUGGAGGGUUUACUGUCGGUACCUCAAAAGCAUCGGAUUUCCCCAUGGCCUUGUGGUCAAAGCAGGGUAGCCCUGCAACGGUUACUUUCUCCUUGACAUCGGCACAAGUCAAAAGCCAUGUCCUUCGAAUUGGUACUACGCUUUCGUUCAAGACCGGCCGGCCAUCCGUCAAGAUUGGCAGCUGGACUGGAACGGACCCAGGCGCACCGAAACUAAUCGAUUCUCGAGGCGUAACCCGCGGCGCUUACCGUGGCUAUGGCGAAGUCUAUACCUGGGACGUCCCGGCAAGCGCGUUCCGAGAGGGCUCGAAUACUCUCACAGUGGGUGUGAUUGGCAGCGGAUCCGACACUUGGUUGAGUGCGAACUACAUCGUGGAUGCUUUGGAGCUGCAAGUCUAG